Molecule: messenger RNA, 2328 nt
Organism: Archocentrus centrarchus (flier cichlid)
Lineage: Eukaryota; Metazoa; Chordata; Actinopteri; Cichliformes; Cichlidae
Gene: snai1a
Product: snail family zinc finger 1a
Exons: 3
Coding region: 240-1019 (259 amino acids)
Biological process (GO): regulation of DNA-templated transcription
Molecular function (GO): RNA polymerase II cis-regulatory region sequence-specific DNA binding; DNA-binding transcription factor activity, RNA polymerase II-specific
Source: RefSeq, a predicted model, not a curated record
GGGGUGAGCACACCCCUGCUGCCUGUGUCAGAGUAUUUCAGAACAGAGGCCAGUAUUUAGGCACUCUUCAUGGAAGCUGUACAUAUGACUUUUUACUGAAGUUCCACUUUAACUUGCGGGGCCAUUAGAGGACACUUUUCUGUUUCUCGCGGACCAAGAUUACAAGUGACUUUUCUUCUUGUAGAAACUGUGACCACAGGAUACUUUUACGCACAGUUGUUACACUCUCGGAAAGGACGAUGCCUCGAUCUUUCCUGGUCAAGAAAUACUUCGCUAAGCAAAAGCCAAACUACAGUGAACUGGAGUGUCAGAAUGACACUUGUCUGGAGAAAUAUACUCUUGCUGAUCUCUCAUCAGUGGACAGCACUUCCACUGCCACCUGCUUCACCACAGGUUUGGUGUGGGACCUGAGUGUCCUUCCCACCCUUUACCUGCCUGCCUCCCAAACCGAGCCCUCUGCCACCACAGGUCCCCUGGACCUCAGCUCCCCGUCCAGCCUCAGCAGCAAUGCCAGCAGCAGUGGAGAGGAAGAUGAAGGGCGCACGUCGGACCCCCCUAGCCCAGAACCCGUACACACAUAUGGCCCUCGUCAGCGGAUGAAAUGCACCGGAGUCAUGGCUCAUAUCAGUCCCCCGGAAGAGGAAGAAGAGAGAGAGACCCCUGCCACAGCCUCCAGGCCAGCUUUCCUCUGCAAACACUGCCCCAAAGAGUACACCAGCCUGGGGGCACUGAAGAUGCACAUCCGCUCACACACCUUGCCCUGCGUUUGCACCACCUGUGGAAAGGCUUUCUCCAGGCCGUGGCUGCUGCGUGGUCACAUCCGCACACAUACAGGUGAGCGCCCGUUCUCCUGCCCCCACUGCAACCGGGCUUUCGCUGACCGCUCCAAUCUACGGGCUCAUCUGCAGACCCACGCCGAGGUAAAGAAGUACCAGUGCGGCGUGUGCUCUCGCACCUUCAGCCGCAUGUCACUGCUGCAGAAACACAGCUCCUCAGGGUGCUGCUCCACUUCGGUGUGAGACGGCAUGAGGGAGACAGAGGGGACCCACUCAGAGCUAAGAGCGGUGGAGGGCUUGCAGCCAUGGAGAAGAGGUUUUCACGAGCGUGUUGGGGACCUAUAAGGCCACAAAGAGCAUGAAAUGGCCUGCUUUAAGAGACCUGGAUGGAAUUAAACCUCAUUAUGGAUCUGACUUUACAAGCCUCUUUUUUGCCAUUAAAAAAACAGCUGACAAGCUGUUUUUUUUUCUCCCAAUAUAGUCUGAGGUCUUGAGGCUGGACCAAAUCUGAACUGAACUAUGCACACUCACUUGAUAUCAGCUCCUGUGUUGCUAUUGUGCCCAUUCCAAACACCAAAUAUGUAGUGAACUCAUUGGGGUAAGAGGUGUUCUUUCCUGUCUCUGUCCCGGUGCCGGUCAGCUCAGGAUCAUGGCCAAGACACAGCUGCUCAGAGGUAGGGGUGCGUGGGUGGAAUAAAUCUCUUAGCGUGUCUCAAAACACUCACACACACACACACACACACACACACACACACACACACACACACACACACACACACACACACACACACAAUCGAAUGCACACACAGCUGUCCUCGGUACUGCGGUGUAGAUAGACGAGGUGCUAACAGGUGCUAUAGCCCUGACCCUCACUGGUUGAUAGCAGGUGACUUCCACUGCCCUUGGUUUGCUUAAGAAAAAAGAGGAAGCAUGUCAUCACAAAAGAAUGGCACCAGUUAGUGUUUUCUUCACCAGCGGGGAUCAUUUUAAGCCUCUAUUUUGGCUACAUCUAAACCUUCUCUUUAAUCUGAUCAGUUUAAGAGAUAGGAAAAGCCGUUUUGUCUGUUAUUUUCCAAAGGAGUUUCACUGUGCAGCUCUGCCACGCAUUCUAGGUUACCACAGUGUUAAUAAUUUCAGCCAAAGCCAUAUAACUAAAUGUGUGCCUUGAAAUUAUAUUACUUUUGAAACCAAAAUGUGCCUUUUUUUUUUUACCUCAUUUAGUAGUCAUGGCUUAAAAAAAAAUGAUUGCAGUAUUAUUAGAAAUUAGUUCUAUAAAGUUUUAAAAUGUAAUAAGGCUGGGACCAAAGAAUUUUAUAGUUUACAGCAUGGAGACACGGUUGCCUAUUAUGUGAUGAGGACCCUGUAAAUGGACAGUACAAAGAUGACUUUUUUUUUUUUUUUAACUUUCCUGAACAUUUUAUGGCUGUGUUUAAUAGUGCAAUGUGCAAAUGAUGUGUUAUGUCAUAUUUUUGUACUAUGCUUGUGUGUUCACUUCCUAUUUCCUGUAUGUCGCAGCUGAUACCUUUCCAUUCAAUAAAGUAAUUUAUGUUUA